This is a messenger RNA of Haemorhous mexicanus (house finch), 1866 nucleotides long. Its product is annotated as aldo-keto reductase family 1 member B10-like. The coding region runs from base 1079 to 1702 and encodes 207 amino acids. The record is from RefSeq and is a predicted model, not a curated record. The transcript is spliced from 10 exons. Gene Ontology annotation, molecular function: aldose reductase (NADPH) activity. Gene Ontology annotation, cellular component: cytosol. Lineage: Eukaryota; Metazoa; Chordata; Aves; Passeriformes; Fringillidae.
GUGACCCGUCCCCGGUGCCAUCCCACCCGGGAUGCUGCUGGGGAUGCUCUGUCCCUCCGGUGGUCUCCGCAGGCACAGCCCCGCUCUGCUUUCGAAGCCGCGCUCCCUGCCGUGCCCUCCGUCCCCGCCGUCCCCUCCUGCCGUGGGGGAGAGGUGACCCUUGGGUGUCCCCAGCCUGGGAGAGGCGGCGGCUCCGUCCCUCCCGUAGCCUCCAGGGAUGCCCGGAUCCCUCCCAUCCAUCCAUCCAUCCAUCCAUCCAUCCAUCCAUCCAUCCAUCCAUCCAUCCAUCCAUCCAUCCAUCCAUUCCUGCAUCCCUCCCCUCCCUGCUAUCCCGACCUGGCUCCCGCGGCUCCCCGGGCCCAUCUCCCGUGCCACUGCACUGGAGCCCUUCCCUGCUGCUUCCGUGCUGUGUAAUCUGGGCGAGGUCCCUGGGAAUCACCCGAUAACAAGGUAUGGCUUUAGAAGACCAUUCAUGCGUUUUGAGCAAGUUCUGACAAAGAGGUUUGCACUGUUGUUACGAUGACUACAAAACCACUGAUCUGUACAAUGCCUAGAAACAAACAUUGCUGGAUUUGUGUGAACAAGAUAUGCCAACAUUUCCUUGUGCACAGCUCUUACACGCUCUUGCAGGGUACAGAAAUACAUAGAAUUGCACACCCCCUCUUGUCUCUGAAGGAAGCAGCUGACAUAAGGUUCCAAUUACAGGUGGGAUGUGCCUCAGGAUUAGCUGGGCUAGAGCACAGUGUAACACUCCAAAGUGAUGUGGAUGACUAAGGUGUAGACCACUGCCCUCCCCAUAGAACUGAAAUUCUCCCAGUCUGCAGCUGGGCAGGUAAAAGCUGCAGUGACGGCUGCCAUCGAUGCUGGGUACUGCCACUUUGACUGUGCCUACGUGUACCAAAAUGAGAGUGAGAUUGGGGAGGGGAUCCAGCAGAAAAUCAAGGAAGGUGUUGUGAAAAGAGAAGAUCUCUUCAUUGUCAGCAAGCUGUGGUCCACUUUUCAUGAGAAGUCUCUGGUGAAGGGAGCCUGCCAGAAGACUCUUGCUGACCUGAAAUUGGAUUACCUGGAUCUCUACCUCAUGCACUGGCCUCUGGGGUUCAAGGCAGGAGAGGAGCUGUUUCCUGCAGAUGACAAAGGCAUGGCUAUACCCAGCAACACGGAUUUUCUAGAUACAUGGGAGGCCAUGGAGGAGCUGGUGGAUGCUGGCCUGGUAAAAGCCAUUGGAGUCUCCAACUUCAACCAUGAGCAGAUUGAAAGGAUCUUGAACAAGCCAGGACUGAAGCACAAGCCUGCAAACGUCCAGAUCGAGUGCAAUCCAUACCUCACCCAGGAGAAGCUGGUGAACUACUGCCAGUCCAAAGGGAUUGCUGUGACAGCCUACAGCCCCCUGGGCUCUCCUGACAGACCAUGGGCUAAGCCAGAGGAUCCUUCUCUUCUGGAUGACCCCAAGAUCAAGGAAAUUGCAGCCAAGCACAACAAAUCCACAGCCCAGGUUCUCCUUCGCUUCCAGAUCCAGAGAAAUGUGAUUGUGAUUCCCAAAUCCAUCACUCCACAGCGCAUUGUGGAGAACUUCCAGGUGUUUGACUUCAAACUGACCAAAGAGGAGAUGGCAACUAUUUUCAGCUUUAACAGAAACUGGAGAGUCUAUACAAUGAGCAUGGGCAAAACUCACAAGGACUACCCAUUCAAUGCAGAAUACUGAAGAUGCUCAUCAGAGCCUGGUCUGAUAUCCUUCCCAUCAAUUUAUCUGAUUUUUUUAUUGCAUUUCUCCUCCUGCAGCCAGUGAAGUCGCAGCAUAUGUAUUCAGUGAUCAUCUUUGUUUAUUCUUUCUGAAAGAAACAGUAAAGUUGCUCUAAAAGAAUAAAA